Molecule: messenger RNA, 480 nt
Organism: Auxenochlorella protothecoides
Lineage: Eukaryota; Viridiplantae; Chlorophyta; Trebouxiophyceae; Chlorellales; Chlorellaceae
Exons: 1
Coding region: 1-480 (159 amino acids)
Biological process (GO): DNA endoreduplication; chromosome organization
Cellular component (GO): DNA topoisomerase type II (double strand cut, ATP-hydrolyzing) complex; nucleus
Molecular function (GO): double-stranded DNA binding
Source: RefSeq, a predicted model, not a curated record
AUGGAUGCGCCGCAAGGGGAGGUUCCACCCCAUCAGCGCGCUGAUUCAGACCCCGCCGCCCAAUGCGCGGCGGAGCCUGCCGUGCCCAUCACCCAGGCCUCCGUGGACCCCUCCACCCAGGCCUCCCAGGAGCCAGGCCCCUCCUCCUGCCCCAGCCCCGGCGGCGGCGCCGCCAUCCCCGCCCACCUACCCCUCCUCCUCCCCGACCGCCCGCCCACCAACAAGUUCCUGCUGGAGCUGGGCCCCGUGAAGGGCCGUGCCGGCAACCUCCGCGCCACCGACCUGUCGGGCGACUCCGGCGCCAUUGGGCGGCUGAACGCGGUCGGCCCCAAGGACGAGCCCCGCCUCCAGAUCGACCUCAAGGGGGUGCUGUACGACGCCGGGGCCGUGGCCUGCCCCAUGACGCUGGCCGUGCUGAAUGUUGGCAGCGCCGACGCCAGGCUGGAGUGCCUGUUCCAGGAGUGCAUCCAGAUGCGGUGA